Molecule: messenger RNA, 1923 nt
Organism: Bursaphelenchus okinawaensis
Lineage: Eukaryota; Metazoa; Nematoda; Chromadorea; Rhabditida; Aphelenchoididae
Source: the annotation of a GenBank genome assembly
AUGUCAUCAGAAACGAAUAAAGAAGAUGAAAGCGAGAGGCUAGAGGAAAGUGAGAGAGUGCAGAGAAAGGAAGAGACAGAAGAGACGCCAGGGAAGACAGACAAAAGUAAGUGUCACAGAACUUGUUGUAAUACUUAAAGAAUGAAGCUUACUGUAAAAUUAUCUAGAUUUUGGUUUAUAGUACAGCCCCCUUUCCUUCUUUCGCUUAUUUGAAAUCGCUGAUCCCCCCCCCCGCUCCCCCCCCCCUCCCCCCCCGCCCUAAUAAAGUAUUCUAAUUUUAUUAGGUUUUUCACAUAAUUCUGUGCCUCUAACCAAAAAAAAUGUUUUGGAAGGGAGCACAGAAUUAAUUAAACAAUCGAAUAUGUAUAAUGUAAAAAAUUUUUUUCAGGUUACCGUACUCCAAAAGAUACAGUAAAAAAAGCUUUGGACAAAGGGAUCAGCGGACUUAAAGACGAGUUCUUGGACUGUCAUUCAUACCCAUCUACAGCUAUAUUUACAUCGUAUAACGACGUAGCAAAUGAAAAUAAAAACAGAUUUGGGGUAAGUCGUGUUAUACUGUAGUUUUACUGUAUUCUAGAAGGGUUUUUGAAUUUUUAAAAAAAGCUGGGCUGGGCUGAAGUAAAUUGAAAGAGACAUGGCAGAGCCGGCACGUGUAAUCCCGAGGACCAGUCCCAACCUAAGGUUCAGUCUGUCGGCUUGGCCGAAAAGUAAGGUCUGGAACGGAUCCUUUACAAGUCUAGUUAUAAUAGGCUUGGUAGACUCUGAGACGUGGUAUAUGUAGUUAACUAUACAACAAGCUAUCGUAUGUUUAGGUAACAAUGCUUUCAGAGAGUUCGAUGUAUUGAAAAUACUCGUGUCGUACUGAGAAACUGUAACUCUGACUAUAUCCAUGCUAAUUACAUUACUCUUGGAAGUAACACUGCAAAGUACAUCGUAUCUCAAGUAAGUUUUACUUCUUUGCAGUACCUAUACCUUGUAGUUAGUUUAUAUACUAUUACGUAGCGAUUACUAUUAAAAUACUGAGGUAAAUGUAUGUUCAUGUGCUACUACAUACUAUUAUAACAAUAUAUAUAUUCUACUGUAACAAUACAUACUAUAUUAUAAGAUAAUGUACUGUAUGAUAUGUUCAGGGCCCUUUGGACUACACGAUAUCAGACUUUUGGGCGAUGAUAACACAGAAAAACUGUAAAGUAAGUUUUUCUAAGUUACUGUUACAGUAAUUCCAUAAUAUCUUAUACUUUGUAAAAUUACUGUAACUUUUGUAUCAUCUUACAGUACAUUGUCAUGGUAUGUGAUUGGAUUGAGAUGGGGCGGCAGAAAUGUUCAAAAUAUUAUCCAAAUGUAAAUGAAACUACACAGUAUGGUCCGUUUACAAUACACACUUUGCAACAGGAAAUGGUAAGGUAUUACAGUAUAUUUUGGUACUUUCAGCACAAUAUGGAUGUUACUACAAUGUAAACUAUAAUAUUGACAGCAGUAUAUAUAUAUGCCAUUUCUAGAUAUCAUCAUCCACAGUACUUAAAACUACCAUUGAAGUAACACCAACUUCUAAAAAUCUUACAGUAACCCAUUACUUGCUGAACUCAUGGCCUGAUCGGGGGUUACCACGGCAUUCUGAUGAUAUAUUUGUGAUAUUGAAUGAAAUACGAUGCUCUCAGUAAGUGCUCCAUCAUUCUUUUUACUUUUUAUUAUCUAAAAAGUCAAUUUGAAAAUAAAUUUUUAAAAGUUUACAUUUUGCUCACUUGAUAUUGAUUUUCCAGAACGCCAGUCGUCUUUCACUGUUCCACUGGAGUCGGACGAUCGGCUACAAUAAUGGGUAUCGAAUACAUGUUAAAGAGUAUUCUCAACGGUAUAUCACUGCCAGAAGAUACAUUGAUCGCCAGUAUACGACGUUACCGGGCUUCAGCCAUUAGUGUAAGAUAA